Messenger RNA from Lachancea mirantina, 903 nucleotides. The record is from the annotation of a GenBank genome assembly. Lineage: Eukaryota; Fungi; Ascomycota; Saccharomycetes; Saccharomycetales; Saccharomycetaceae.
AUGAACGCUGACAAAGAGAUUAAAACCAAUUUGGAGCUAGUAGUGCGACUUUUCAUUACCUAUUUACUCAAAUCAUCCCUUUUGGAAAGCGAAAAUAAUAUUACGUACGCAGACACAUCGGAGAAGCAUAUUGAAUUAGAAGCCAAGUUUGACUCAGAAAUUGCGCAACUAGAGUUACAUUCGACUGGAAAUGAUUUCCAAGUAGUUUUCUCAGAGAUCUCAAAGGGCUUGAAAUGUCUGGUUAACAUAUGUGAUCAAAAGCAAUGCGUUAAACAAGCAAUCUUAGACUACAAAGAGGACCUGUUGCUCGGGAAAAAGCCGCUUGAGUUUCCAAUAUUCACAGACGAGGCUUCGCAAUUAUUCACGCCUAGUGUAUUUGCUGUUUUCCAGGAAAAGUUUUGUCUCAUUAAGAAGGAAAGAAAAUCCUCUGGGGGAUCGAUAAACAAAGAAGAGACUAUGGAGGCGCUGGAAAAGCUGAAAUUUGGAUCACGCUCACGAAGCUACAACGCUAGUAUUCCUAGCCGCCCUGCUGACAUGCCAAGUUUUGAUGAUGAAUACGAGGCCCAGACAAGUCGACAACCUAUUGGGGAACCUCACGGUCUCCCGGGUCUCGGAGUCCCCUCGCCUGCUGCUGGUUAUGGAGACAGUGACUUGUACCCCACAGGAGAAAAAUAUCCAGCGCUUCAGGGCCCCCAAACACACUUGCCAAAUUUCAGGAACCCACCUUCAAGAGGAGGUAUGAUAUUUAACCCUUUUCAGGGAGGAGGUCCUUCUUCCAAUCCUUUACAGGGCGGAGGAAAUACAUUUGGUACUAACAAAGAUUCGCCGCCAUUUCCAAGCGCUCGCUAUGACGAACCUUUUGGUCGCAUGUCUCAUCAAGGCGGUGGGGGCGGCUUCAUUUAA